This is a messenger RNA of Theobroma cacao (cacao), 928 nucleotides long. It is a transcript of the gene ENODL8, whose product is annotated as early nodulin-like protein 8. Lineage: Eukaryota; Viridiplantae; Streptophyta; Magnoliopsida; Malvales; Malvaceae. Gene Ontology annotation, cellular component: plasma membrane. The record is from RefSeq and is a predicted model, not a curated record. Gene Ontology annotation, molecular function: electron transfer activity.
CAAUCCGUGUUUAGACGCUGAGGCCAGUAAGAUUUCACUUCUGCAUCGACAUAAUAGUGUCCUCACUCACUCACUCCUAAAUUUGAGAAACAGAAAAGCUAAAGGGUGAGAGGAGAGGUAAGAUGGCCAAUCUUGGAAGUCCCAGAUAUCAUUUUUUCUGCGCCUUUCAGGUUCUUUUGUUAUUCCAAGCCAAAGUCCUAUGCUAUCAGUACAAGGUUGGAGAUUUAGAUGCUUGGGGUAUUCCCACAUCAGCAAACCUGCAGGUAUACGCCAAAUGGUCCAAGUACCACACCUUCAAGAAUGGAGACUCUCUCUUGUUCUUAUACCCACCAAGUCAAGACUCGGUUAUUCAAGUAACGGAACAAUCCUACAACUCUUGCAACCUCAAAGAUCCAAUCCUGUACUUGAACAAUGGCAACUCUCUCUUCAACAUCACUAAACCCGGGGAGUUCUUCUUCACCAGUGGGGAACCUGGUCACUGUGAAAAGAAACAGAAGCUAUACAUUUCUGUGCUUUCAGGGAAUGGCUCUGCAUAUGCUCCCUCUUAUGGUCCGAGUGCAUUGCCAGACACUGCAUCUUCACCCUCUUACCCUACUGUCUUCGGCACAAUCCCUCAACCGCCUUCUUCUUCGCCCACCCUAGGAUUCCCACUCUUCAUUACAGCUGUUAUUGCAUCAGCUACAUGGGCAAUAAUCGAUGGCAUGAUGUGAAGGGCCUGGACGCCUGGUUACGUCCUGUGUCAAAUUUUCAAAUCCAACUGGAAAAUAUUUUUGUAUUUUUUCCCUAUUUGGUAUUUGUUUAUUUUCAUUCAAAUGUUGGUUUUGUAGCUCUGUUGUAUUGGUUCAUAUUAUAAUUUCUCGGAUUUGUAAUUCUUAUCAGUGAUCAAAGAGAAUGAAUAGUGAAAUCGGAUGCAGAAUCUUGCAUAAUA